AGGGAGGGCGCCGGGCUGCGCUGCGCUGCUAGUCUGGAGCGGAGCCUGGCAGCGGCAGGAGCGGCGGCGCGGGGGUGAGGAGCAGCCGGAGCCCGCUGGACGGAGGCAGCCCCGUCCCCCUCCCCUCCCCCUCGCCUCUUUCUUUGUGCGCAGGGCAGGGGCGGCCCCGAUCCAUGGUCAUGGGCGACAAGAAGAGCCCGACCAGGCCGAAAAGGCAAGCCAAACCUGCAGCCGACGAAGGCUUUUGGGAUUGUAGUGUGUGCACCUUCAGGAACAGCGCCGAAGCCUUCAAAUGCAGCAUCUGCGAUGUCAGGAAAGGCACCUCCACAAGAAAGCCUAGAAUAAACUCUCAGUUGGUGGCACAACAAGUUGCCCAGCAAUAUGCAACCCCACCACCACCUAAGAAGGAGAAGAAGGAGAAAGUGGAAAAACAAGACAAAGAAAAACCUGACAAAGAGAAGGAAAUUAGUCCAAGUGUCACAAAGAAGAACACUAACAAGAAGACUAAACCAAAGUCAGAUAUUGUGAAAGAUCCUCCUAGCGAAGCAAACAGCAUACAGUCUGGGAAUACUACAACAAAGAACAACGACUCAAAUCACACUUCAAGACCCAGACUGAAAAAUGUGGACAGAAGUACCGCACAGCAGCUGGCAGUCACAGUGGGAAAUGUCACAGUAAUUAUCACAGACUUUAAAGAAAAGACUCGCUCCUCUUCUACGUCGUCUUCUACAGUGACCUCCAGUGCAGGAUCAGAACAACAGAAUCAGAGCAGCUCGGGCUCUGAGAGCACAGACAAGGGCUCGUCCCGCUCCUCCACGCCAAAGGGGGACAUGUCGGCAGUCAACGACGAAUCUUUCUGAAAAUUGCACAUGGAGUUGUGGAAACUAUGAAUCAGGGUAUGAAAUUCAAACACUCCACCUGCCCAUGCUGUUCAAAUCCUGGAGAGCCUCUUCCGAGCUUGAACACACACACACACACACACACACGCACGCACACACACAGAAACACACACACACUCUCUUUUGGGACAUCGACCUCUUACUGAUGCAACCAGGAUAAUUUCUGCUUGCCGUGGGCAUCUGGCCACCAAGGAAUUUCUCACCCUAACGAUUCCUCUUGACACUUUUAUGUAUUCCAUUGUUUUAUAUGAUUUUCCUAACAAUCAUUUAUAAUUGGAUGUGCUCCUGAAUCUACUUUUUUAUAAUAUCUGCUGUGCACAAUUUUCCAUGAACAUUACAACUUUUUGUU
Molecule: messenger RNA, 1248 nt
Organism: Dryobates pubescens (Downy woodpecker)
Lineage: Eukaryota; Metazoa; Chordata; Aves; Piciformes; Picidae
Gene: RYBP
Product: RING1 and YY1 binding protein
Exons: 5
Coding region: 174-860 (228 amino acids)
Biological process (GO): positive regulation of DNA-templated transcription
Cellular component (GO): nucleus
Molecular function (GO): DNA binding; transcription coregulator activity
Source: RefSeq, a predicted model, not a curated record